Molecule: messenger RNA, 636 nt
Organism: Saccharomycodes ludwigii
Lineage: Eukaryota; Fungi; Ascomycota; Saccharomycetes; Saccharomycodales; Saccharomycodaceae
Gene: LSM12
Product: Lsm12p
Exons: 1
Coding region: 1-636 (211 amino acids)
Source: RefSeq, a predicted model, not a curated record
AUGAAUUUAGAUAACAUUAUUGGUGUUACAGUAAAAGUUACCAAUUUACUCGGUAAGGAAACUAUUGGGAGAAUAUAUUCUUUUAAUUCUGAAAGUGGUAAUAUAACUAUUUUAACAAGUGGUCAAAAGCAAAAUUCUAAUAACAAUAGUGGUAGUAGUAACAGUAACAAUAACGGUUUCUCCUUUAAAAUUUUUAAAAUAUCAUUUAUCAAGUCGAUUGAAUUUAUCAAUAAUACACAAUCGUCAGUUUCUUAUUUAAAAAAACAUCCAUUGAAGCCACAUUAUGUUGAUUUGGAAAGAGUAAAAAAUUUGUUAGAUGAACAAGUGAAAAUUACUGGCCAAAGAGAUUUGUUUUUAGGAAAGAAUGUUACUAAAGAAGGCCAAUUUAUCUUUGACAAGUUACAUAAAACUAUAUCUGAAAUAAAGUGGGAUAAUCGCACAAAAGAUAUUAUUCUCCUAGAAGAAGUUAAAAUCACGCCACCUUACAAAGUAAAAAAUAUCCAAGCAAUAGCACAUCACAACAAUGAUUCCGUUGAAUUUAUUUCCAAGAUAGUAGUAGACGCAUGGGAAAAACUGGACAAGGAACAAAUUAAUAGUAUAUAUAGCAAUAAAGAAAAGAGAAAAAAGGAUAAAUGA